Molecule: messenger RNA, 1404 nt
Organism: Verticillium dahliae VdLs.17
Lineage: Eukaryota; Fungi; Ascomycota; Sordariomycetes; Glomerellales; Plectosphaerellaceae
Exons: 5
Coding region: 1-1404 (467 amino acids)
Source: RefSeq, a predicted model, not a curated record
AUGUUGUCACUCAAGCGGUUACCACUUGCUUUGGUCUUGGUGUGGUCAAGGUUUUCCUUCACAGCCUUGGCGCAAGAUCAAAAUGUCCAGUUCAACCAAGUUGUCAACAUCAACGGCGAUAUGCAACUGAACCGCAUCAUCAUGCCCGACCAGUCGAGAAUCGAGACCUUCUCACAAACGCAGCGUCAAGUCAUCGUCAACCAAAAUCCUGCGCCUUUGCCAGCGACCCAUGUCGUCGGCAGCACGGGGCAGCCUUUCAUGCAGCUGUCGCCGAAUGCCAUGACUAUCCAAACGAAUCAGGCCACCGAUCUCGUGGGUGGCUCUAUCAUCAUGCCUUUCGAUCGCAACGCCCUCCAGCAGAACCAGAUCACCCCCGAUAACACCUUCGUUGCGAAGCUCUCCCCUGACCGGCAAGCAUGGAUCAUCCUUGAGGGUGACAAGUCUGUGAACGAGGGCGAAUCGAAUGUCCGUAUGACCCGCAUGACCAACAUUGAUGGCGAGUAUGUCGUAGUUGGCCGCCGCACUACCGAGACUGGUGUUUCCCUCACCCAGUUCAGCCAAGACCCAAACCAAGCUGUCCAAAUCCAGGGAUCGGGCAUCCAGGAGGUCGAGUUUCAAGACGGCUUCCGCAUGUCUAUCCGUGCAAGCCAGCCCAUGUCUAUUCAGGUCAACGUUGUCAACGGCGUCAGCUCGGGCAUGAUCAUCAGCGGCACUCAGCCCGUCAUGAACGCCGAACGCCUGAUGCAGACUGCCCAGCAGAUGGGAGCCGGCCCCAAUGAUGCCGUCGCUCUCAGCAUCGAGCAGCGCGCUGUUAUCCAGAACCCCGGUGGCGCAACUGGUCAGCUGUCGCCUGCCCGUCCCAACAAACGCCAGGAGGCCACUCCUAGUGACCCGGCCGCUACCGACACUGCUGCGUCUUCUGCUGCUCCCACUCAGACGCCGGAUGCUCAACAGAGCCCUCCUGCAGAGAGCCAGCCGCCCACUCCCCCCGCCCAGGACCAGCAGCCGCCCCCUCAGCAAGACCAGCAACCUCCUCCUCAGCAGGGCGAGCAACCUCCUCCACAGCAGGGUCAGCAACCUCCUCCUCAGCAGGGUCAGCAACCUCCUCCACAGCAGGGUCAGCAACCUCCUCCUCAGCAGGGCCAGCAGCCCCCUCCGCAACAGGGUCAACAGCCCCCUGCUUCCCCCCCUCCUCCCCCUCCUCCUGCUCAAGGCGUUGCCCCUCCUCCGGCUGCCACACUGCUGCUCCUGGAGUCGAAAACCUCAUUCCUAAAGACACUUGACACGUUCGCACAAACGCUGCCUUGUGGGAACAGAGUCGAGGGAACGAUGGCUGGAGAGAUUCUGUAUGGUACUCUCGUCAACGAGGCGGCUGGUCUGCUCUUCUCGAGCUCAUGUGGAUAA